CGAGCCCCAGCUCCCCGAGGGUGAAGCCAGCGGGCCCGCGAACUGGACUGGUUGCUCAGACCUGGGGUUUCGGACUCAUCCCCGCCUGCUCCGCCGCCUCCGCCACCAUCUGGGCGGGAUCCGGCUCUGGUGUUUUGAGGAGGGGGUGUGUGCAGGGAAAGAAAUCCUGGGGAUUUCUGCCCGUUCUCCCCUUUAUUUUGGCCUUCCGGGCUUCAGACUCAGGGAACUCGCUCAUGGCUUUCUUGAUGAAGAAGAAGAAAUUCAAAUUCCAAACCACUUUCACUCUGGAGGAGCUGACUGCGGUCCCCUUCGUGAACGGGGUCCUCUUCUGCAAGGUCCGGCUGCUGGAUGGCGGGGAUUUUGUCAGCUUGUCGUCCAGGGAGGAGGUGCAGGAGAACUGUGUGCGAUGGCAGAAGAAGUUCACCUUCGUGUGUAAGAUGAGCGCCAACCCGGCCACGGGCCUGCUGGACCCCUGUAUCUUCCGCGUGUCUGUGCGUAAGGAGCUGAAAGGUGGGAAGACUUAUUCCAAGCUGGGCUUUGCUGACCUGAACCUGGCUGAGUUCGCUGGCUCAGGCUCCACGGUACGCUGCUGCCUGCUGGAGGGAUAUGACACGAAGAACACCCGCCAGGACAACUCCAUCCUCAAGGUCACCAUUGGUAUGUUUCUGCUCUCUGGAGACCCCUGCUUCAAGACGCCACCGUCCACUGCCAAGUCCAUCUCCAUCCCGGGCCAGGAUUCCUCCCUGCAGCUGACGUGUAAGGGGGGCGGGACCAGCAGCAGUGGCAACAGCAGCACCAACUCCCUCACGGGAUCCCGGCCCCACAAGGCCAGGCCUACCAUCCUCAGCUCAGGGCUGCCAGAGGAGCCAGACCAGAACCUGUCGAGCCCCGAGGAGGUGUUCCAUUCCGGCCACUCCCGCAACUCCAGCUAUGCCAGCCAGCAGUCCAGGAUCUCUGGCUACAGCACAGAGCACUCACGCUCCUCCAGCCUGUCGGACUUGACACACCGCCGUAACACAUCCACCAGCAGCAGCGCCUCUGGUGGCCUCAGCAUGACCGUGGAGGGCCCCGAGGGUAGCGAGCGGGAGCACCGGCUCACGGAGAAGCCUCCACGGCCGCCCAGGCCCCUGCACCUGUCAGACCGCUCAUUUCGGCGGAAGAAGGACUCAAUGGAGAGCCACCCGACCUGGGUGGAUGACACGCGGAUCGAUGCGGAUGACAUCGUGGAGAAGAUUGUGCAGAGCCAGGACUUCACAGAUGGCAGCAGCGCUGAGGACAGCAACCUCCGGCUGUUCGUGAGCCGUGACGGUUCCACCACGCUGAGUGGCAUCCAGCUGGCCAACAGGGUCUCCUCUGGGGUCUACGAGCCAGUCGUGAUUGAAAGCCAUUGAGGAGCAGGUGUCCGGGCUGGAGAAGGGCACUGCGUUCUUGAGCAUCCAUCCAGAACCGCAUCAUUCCACAAGGAACCUUCCCCUUCGGAUUUCCAUCCGUGCCGCAUCUCAUCCAUGCCUCCUCCAUGCACUCCAGGCCAUACCUGUCCCCAAAGCAUCAUUCCACUGUCCUUCCAUCUGUGCUGGGACCCUCCUGGCCCGCCAGGCCCAGGCACCACUGUGAAUAUUUUCCUCUGAACCACUACUAGGCAGGACAGCCGGGCCCAUGUGGUAGGUGGGAAAGACAGAGCCGGCCAGGACUGCACCUGCUGGAGACUGACCUGGCCCCCUGGGGCAAGGACAUGCAGCAGCUCCUAGAAAUGUGGGGAUGCUUAUAUCCAAGGGGCUUGUCCCCCUGUGUCACCACUCACUCCAGGAGCACAGGCUUUGGUCAUGCCCUGGCAAGGCCUUGGUCCAUUGUCCCCUUGCCCUCGGGGGGCCAGACCACCCCCAGAGUCCUGCCACCUGUGACACUCUGACUGCCUAGUGCUUCAGUUGUCCUUUGCCUGUGUUCUGGGGGACCUGCUGGCAGCCUCCUCCUGGAGCCAAGACCUCAGACCCCAUCCACAUUCCAGAUCAGACCCCCACCUCCCUCAGCGAAUGUUCUCCUGCUGCCCUGGCAGCCUGCAUUUUGCACAUGCUUGUUCCCAGCACAGUCCCCACUGGCCCCUCACCUCCCCCCACCAACCUCUUCCCAAGGACUCCUGGAUGCUGCCUGCUGUGCAGUCAGAGGCCCAGGGUCUAGCAGCCCGGCUGGAACGUGGUGCUGCUUCUCCUCCCUCUGCUUAGCUCCAGCUCAGGCCCAGGCUCUGUGCUGAGAAAGGUCUGAGUGCCAGUGGUGCCCUCUGCCCAGGGCUGGGUCCUGAGCAGCUGGUUUUCCUACAGGAAGGUUGGGGGUCAGGCAGGGCUAGGCUGGGCAGGGCAAACAAAGCCCCCUUCUCUGCCCUCAGAUCAGCUGGCCCAGGCUGGGGCUGAUACUGGAGAGGUGGGUGGACUGUGACUUACCAGCCCGAGCUGGCUUCCUGGCCGGAAAAGCCCAACCCUCUUCUGGAAGCACCCCGCCUUCUGGGCAGGGGAGAGGUGGGGUCCUCUAAGGGGUGUGCUUUCCCAGCGGGGAGCAGUCUGGUCCUGCACCCCACCCCUGCCCCUCACUAAAGCCCCUACUCUGAGCACUUUCCCCCCGGUUCUUGUUACUUGCUUGAAGGUGGGUUCUGGCCACCAGCCAGUCCCUGGACAAACUCCUCUGCCCUUUUAAAUUUUACUCAUUUUGUGUAAACACAGCAGGCUGGCGUUUACUUACCUAUUCUCUUUUCUUUCUUUCCUCCCUC
This is a messenger RNA of Galeopterus variegatus (Sunda flying lemur), 2758 nucleotides long. RefSeq names its product family with sequence similarity 102, member A (gene EEIG1). Bases 234 to 1391 code for a protein of 385 amino acids. Lineage: Eukaryota; Metazoa; Chordata; Mammalia; Dermoptera; Cynocephalidae. The transcript has 11 exons. The record is from RefSeq and is a predicted model, not a curated record.